GUUACCGCUGGCUCAGUCUCGGCUUGUCUGGGCUGAAGGCAACACGGAAUUCGUGACGAAAAUCAUCAACCCCUUCGAAAAUCCCCUCGAUCCGGAGCCCCGGGAGACGUGCUAAAGAUAGAAAACAGGAACCGUGUCGCGUGUGCCGUUCACCAAUCGUGUUUCGACAUCGUAAUAUUCGCAGAUCUCCUCAGGUUCGAGAGACUGCGAUUCGAAUGAGAUCUCGCCGCUUUCGUACCGAGAGGAGUCCGCGUACGCGUACUCACGAGGGACGAGAGAAAUUUCGUCUGGCGCGUUACGAUACUCGCCUCUCUAUUCCGUGGACCGAGAUGAGGAAGAGGAAACAGGGUGCAGUAUCACCGACUAACAAACAGAGGAAGGACUUUGGCAGCUUGUAAAUCGCGUUCGAAUCGAUUCGUGGUACGCGAAAUAUCGUAUCAGGGAAUCAGAGAAAUCGCGUAUCGCACAUCAGAAGAGAAGGAAACGUAAGCCGACUCGACAUGGGUUGCGAACUUGGCAAAUUGGCUACACCGAAUCAACCUACCACAGAUCCACGACUUCCGCUUACGGCAAAACAGAAAUUUACGGUUAUGGCCAGCUGGAAAGCUGUAUCCAGAAAAUUGGAGACAACCGGUGUCUUUAUGCUUAUGAGGUUGUUCGAAGAAAAUGAAGAAUUAGUACAAAUGUUCUCACGAUUUUUGGAUUUAAAAUCGAAAGAAGAACGAUUCGAUAUGGUAGAAUUAGGAAAACAUGCAGAAAAAGUAAUGGGUGCUCUAGAUGAAGGUAUCAGAGGCCUCGACAACAUGGAUGAUUUUCUGACAUGCCUUCAUCAAGUCGGAGCCACGCAUACGAAGAUUCCUGACUUCAAUCCACAAUAUUUUUGGAAAAUCGAGCAACCGUUUCUAGAGGCUGUGAAACGAACUUUAGAAGAUCGAUAUUCGGAAAAUGUGGAGAGCACUUACAAAGUGACGAUCAAAUUUAUCAUCGAGACGUUGAUCGACGGAUUCGAUAAGGCACAGAACGACAAGGCACAAAGUGGCACCGCUAAAUCCUAGUCGUCUUAAUCAAUAAAGAGUACUCCUUCCUCCC
Apis florea (little honeybee) is the source of this 1089-nucleotide messenger RNA. RefSeq names its product globin-1. NCBI's taxonomy places the organism in Eukaryota, Metazoa, Arthropoda, Insecta, Hymenoptera, Apidae. Gene Ontology annotation, molecular function: oxygen binding; heme binding. The record is from RefSeq and is a predicted model, not a curated record.